Molecule: messenger RNA, 5018 nt
Organism: Mirounga angustirostris (Northern elephant seal)
Lineage: Eukaryota; Metazoa; Chordata; Mammalia; Carnivora; Phocidae
Gene: GHR
Product: growth hormone receptor
Exons: 11
Coding region: 1028-2953 (641 amino acids)
Biological process (GO): growth hormone receptor signaling pathway; positive regulation of peptidyl-tyrosine phosphorylation; cytokine-mediated signaling pathway
Cellular component (GO): growth hormone receptor complex; external side of plasma membrane; membrane
Molecular function (GO): growth factor binding; peptide hormone binding; growth hormone receptor activity
Source: RefSeq, a predicted model, not a curated record
UGCAUUAGAGAGUAGAGAGUUGUUCACAUAGAUAACUGAAGCUUGUGUGCAUAUCUUCAAAUUACAAGGAGAAACAUUUGCAGUAGAGGAAACAUGAAAACCUUGGCUUGUAGUAUUCUAAUGGAGGUGAUGCUCAGGAGGUGAAGCUCAGAGAUAUUUAGCUCUCUCUGUCUUCAUUAUAUAGGAGAUUAUGUUGGUGAUUCCAUUUCUUGCUACAGAUUAGUUUGGGGGCCAUCAGGAAGCUUGCCUGAAGAUCAAGUCAAUCCUGUCCGUGCUUGCCUUCACUGUAUGCAUAGAUCCACUCUUGACAACAGUCUGUCUGCUAAUUCAUCAAUGAUUCUACUAAUUAUGUCAAGUAGGACUGAUCCUUGGUGAAUGCCCCUAUUCUUAUUAAAUAAAUAAAGGAAGAAAGGAAGAGCUCCCAGUAUCUGGCCAGCUAUGAUUUAGCCCUUGGUAAAGAGUUAGUACAAGUUGAGAUGGUGCCAAGCUCUUCCUGUGAUUCAUCUCUUCUCUUGUCAAGACCAGUUGAGGCAACGCAGUCAGAAACCUCCCUGCUUUGUGAAGGGGUACUUUAUGUCAGAAGGGGAAGCGUAAGCACAAGAAUAAUUAGGCACUCUGAGUAGAGAGAAUUCGUUCUUCUUGAUUAGUGAACAGUUCCUGCAAGUUAAGGUCAAAAGUAUUGUGAAUUAAUUCAGUGUGCCCAGCUUCUUCAGCAUUUCCAAUGACUUUUUCUCUCUUUGAAGGUCAUUUAACCAAUUGGACCGGUUAUUUUCUUAAAAUCUUAUUGCAGAGCUGAUGGCAUGCUGAGAGUUUAAGGCCGGAUAUGAUGGAUGCAUCACAUCGAGAUGCAGAUCUGGAACUGGGCCUGAUCUUGAGGUGUCAAGUGGAAAUCCAUGUGCUGUGUUGUGGGACCUAGUUUCUGGAAGUUGAUCCAGUAUUAUUUGGCCUGUGAAGUUCUAAGUGUCAGGUCCUACAGGUAUGGAUCUCUGGCAGCUGCUGUUGACCUUGGCAGUGGCAGGCUCAGGCAAUGCUGUUUCUGGGAGUGAAGGUACUCAGAAACCAUCUAAUAAUUCAUUCCAGAAUGUUGCAGGAGACUGAGAUUAAAGCCACACCAGCUAUCCUUGGCAGACCAUCCCAGAGUCUGCAAAGAGUUAAUCCAGGCCCAGGGACAAAUUCUUCUGGGAAGCCUAAGUUCACCAAGUGCCGUUCACCUGAACUAGAGACUUUUUCAUGCCACUGGACAGAUGGGGUUCGUCACGGUUUGAAGAACCCAGGAUCAGUACAGCUGUUCUAUAUUAGAAGGAGCACUCAAGAAUGGACUCAAGAAUGGAAAGAAUGCCCUGAUUAUGUCUCUGCUGGAGAAAACAGCUGUUACUUUAAUUCAUCUUAUACCUCCAUUUGGAUACCCUACUGUAUCAAGCUAACCAGCAAUGGUGGUACGGUGGAUCAAAAGUGUUUCUCUGUUGAGGAAAUAGUGCAACCAGAUCCACCCAUCGGCCUCAACUGGACUUUACUGAACAUCAGUUUAACGGGCAUUCAUGCCGAUAUCCAAGUGAGAUGGGAACCACCACCCAAUGCAGAUGUUCAGAAGGGAUGGAUAGUCCUGGAGUAUGAACUGCAAUACAAAGAAGUAAAUGAGUCCCAGUGGAAAAUGAUGGACCCUGUAUUGUCAACAUCAGUUCCAGUGUACUCGUUGAGACUGGAUAAAGAAUAUGAAGUGCGUGUGAGAUCCAGACAACGAAAUUCUGAAAAAUAUGGCGAGUUCAGUGAGGUGCUCUAUGUGGCACUUCCUCAAAUGAGCCCAUUUGCAUGUGAAGAAGAUUUCCAGUUUCCAUGGUUCCUAAUUAUUAUCUUUGGAAUAUUUGGGCUAACGAUGAUAUUAUUUUUAUUCAUAUUUUCUAAACAGCAAAGGAUUAAGAUGCUGAUUCUUCCCCCAGUUCCAGUUCCAAAGAUUAAAGGAAUUGAUCCAGAUCUCCUCAAGGAAGGAAAAUUAGAAGAGGUGAACACAAUCUUAGCCAUUCAUGACAACUAUAAACCUGAAUUCUACAACGAUGACUCUUGGGUUGAAUUCAUUGAAUUGGAUAUUGAUGACGCAGAUGAAAAGACUGAAGGAUCAGACACAGACAGACUUCUCAGCAACGACCAUGAGAAAUCACUUAACAUCCUUGGGGCAAAGGAUGAUGACUCUGGACGUACCAGCUGUUAUGAGCCUGACAUUCUGGAGACUGAUUUCAAUGCCAGUGAUGUGUGUGAUGGUACGUCAGAGGUUCCUCAGCCACAGAGGUUAAAAGGGGAAGUAGAUCUCUUGUGCCUUGACCAGAAGAAUCAAAAUAACUUACCUUCCACUGAUACUGCCCCUACCACUCAGCAGCCCAGUGUUAUCCUGGCAAAGGAAAACAAACCAAGACCACUUGUGAUUAGUGGAACUGAGUCAACUCAUCAAGCUGCCCAUCCUCAGCUGAGCAACCCGAGUUCACUGGCAAACAUCGACUUUUAUGCCCAGGUAAGCGACAUCACUCCAGCCGGGAGUGUGGUCCUUUCCCCAGGCCAAAAGAAUAAGGCAGGGAUAUCCCCGUGUGACAGGCCUCCGGAAGUGGUCUCACUCUGCCAAGCAAACUUCAUCAUGGACAGCGCCUACUUCUGCGAGGCCGAUGCCAAAAAGUGCAUCACUGUGGCCCCUCACGCCGAGGUUGAAUCGCGUGUAGAGCCAAGCUUUAACCAGGAAGACAUGUACAUCACCACAGAAAGCCUUACCACUACCGCUGGCCGGUCUGGGACCGCAGAGCGGGCUCCGAGCUCGGGGAUCCCCGUCCCGGACUACACCUCCAUUCACAUCGUUCAGUCUCCACGGGGCCUCGUGCUCAAUGCGACUGCCUUGCCCUUGCCCGACAAAGAGUUUCUCUCAUCAUGUGGCUACGUGAGCACAGACCAACUGAACAAAAUCAUGCCGUAGCCUUGCUUGGAUUUCCCACAAGCUACGUAUUUAAUGGUGAAGAGUUGGCUAGGGCCUGAGUGCUUAAACCAAAACGAUGUUUAAACCUUUCUGGGGGCGAUGAGGGGGUGGAUUCUAAAUGCCUUUUCCUGAAUUGUUGAAACAGAAUAUUAAAAAAAAAAAAAAAGAAGAAGGAGGCCUAAGCAGAUAGAUAUUCCUAUUGUGAAUUGUAAAUAUUUUAAAGAAUUGUCUCAAAGACUGUUUAGUGGCACUGAUUGUCUUGUUAAUGUGGGUGUUAAUUUUGUGAUACUAAGCAUUGAAUGGCUGUUUUUAAUGUAUAGUAAAUCAUGCUUUUUGAAAAAGCGAAAAAUCAGGUGGCUUUUGCAGUUCAGGAAAAUGGAAUGCAAAUCAGAGCACAGGCUAUUUUUUUUUUUUAAAUAAUUGGGAACUAAAAUUAUAGGUAGGAAGGCAAAAAAUAGUUUGGAUAUGUAAAACAUUUAUUUUGACAUAAAAUUUAUAAAGAUAUUUUUAAUAAUUUACACUUCAAGCACGGCUAUUUUGUAUCACACUACACGCUGUGUACUGUAGUUCAUGCAGACCCGUCUAAAGAAUGUAGCGACUACAGUCUAAAGCUGGUUUGCUGCUUGGUCAGUAUACCUAAAGAAAAACAAAUAAGCAGGUUAGUUUUUUACCAGGCCCUUUUUAUACCUCCCCAAACUCCUUAAACAGUUCUAAAAUGAUUGUAGUUACCUGCAUUACUGGAACACGCUCAUCUUAUUUAAAAUUUUUUUUUCAAAUAUUUGUUAAUUGAAAAAAACUUUCAGAUGGAUGCACAGGUCAACUUGUCGUGAACCGAAACAGUCAGACAAAAAACUCUUUCUUACCUGAAUUUUGGUUCAUGUCAGAGAGCUCCACAGUAGGAGAGGUGGAAAGGAUAGCCAGGCCCGGUGGGCAGGCUGCUUGGGUGCUCCUGUUGUAUGGGGAGGGAGUUUUUAGUGCGGACAUGAUGAUCAUGAGAGGUAGACCCCAGAAGCUCUGCAGUAGCAUCUCUUCAGACAUGACUUGAUUUUAUUACAUGGUUACCGAAGAAGGGAAUAAAGUACAAGAAGCAUUUUGUAAGUUGAAGUAGGUCGAAGCGAAGUUCAACCAGAUCAUGGAAUGAAAAGUUCAAGAAAUAGGUUUUUGUUUCCCAGCCGAUAGCCAGACAUAUACCCACUCGUCCUGGUAACAAGAAACAGAAGGAACAAGAUUUUAAAUCCCCACAGAGAAGUCAAAAUUUUCUAAACCCAUAGCGGAAACUUUCUUCCUCACCAAACCCUUUCUCGGGUUUAUUUAAAGUAGCAAACGAAGAAGUCUCCUCAUUUUUUAUUUCCCCUCUGAGUGGCUUGGCCUCAAAGCGGGUAGUCAGAAGGAAGAGAAGGGGCCUGAAAUGAUGUAUAAAUUAUUGUUCAAUCCCUUAGUAACCUCAGCACCAUUCUUAGGAGCGUUGGGAUUGCUCCCCAAAAGGUUUGUCAAAGGAGAAGAAUCUCAUCUCACUGAAGAAUGCUUCUCACUUUAAGUAUUUUUUUUUUUUUACAUUUAAUGAAACUUUAAAGUUAGCUGUAACUUAAAUAGUAUUUGCCAUUUAGCUCAGACCUUUUUAGGAAACAGGCUUAAUGGUUGGUAAUUUUAAAUUCCCUCUUUCUUGCAGGAAGGACAGUGAAAAGCUAGAACUGGGUGUUCCAAGUUCAACAUGUUACUUUGUAAUAAGUGUUUAAUAGGUUUUCUGCUACCUUGCUGCUAUGGUUUUCUCUAAGAGCUACAUAAUUUAGUUUCAUAUGCAAUUUCAUCAAUGUAGAACCUAAUUCAACUUAAAACUGUGUGCUUGGGAAAACUAUCUUACUAUUUCACAAUAGGCUGACAACAAUUUCUAUAGCCAAAAAUAGCUAAAUACCUCAAUCAGUCUCAGAAUGUCAUUUUGGUACUUUGCUGGCCACACAAGCCAUUAUUCACUAGUAUGACUAGUUGUGUCCUGCAGUUUAUAUUUAACUUUCCUUAUGUCUGUGGAUUUUUUUCCUUAAAAGUUUAAUAAAUUUAUUUUCUUGGA